Messenger RNA from Meloidogyne enterolobii, 1026 nucleotides. NCBI's taxonomy places the organism in Eukaryota, Metazoa, Nematoda, Chromadorea, Rhabditida, Meloidogynidae. The record is from the annotation of a GenBank genome assembly.
AUGUUUUUACAAAAACGGGUUAAUUUAAGAAUUAAUCUAAGAAUUAUCAUUAUUUUCAUAAUAUUUCUACCAUUAUCAACAAAAUCUCAAUCUACAGUAAUUGGACCUCUAACAGAAAAUUUUGUUAGUUGGUUGAUAGCAAAUGGCUAUGAACAAGAUGCUUUUGAUAGACCGGAUAUAGGGCCAAGUGGAAGUUUUGGAGGAAAAAUUAAUUCAGCACAGCAAAUACAAAAAGAACCAGUUAUCUUUAUUCAUGGCACUGGGGAUGCUGCUUUGCAUACUCAAGGCCCCCAAGCAACCGGUUGGACAAGAUCUAUUCAAUACUUUAUGGAACAGAAUUAUACAUCAGCAGAAUUAUAUGCAACUACCUGGGGGGAUACUUGGGGUACAGGAAAUAUUUUUGAUGGAUAUAACACAAUGCAUACUUGCUCUUAUUUGGUUGAUUUAAGGUUUUCAAGGAAUAUUUUUUUUGGAAAUAAAUUUUUGAUAUUUCUUAGACGUUUUCUAGAGGCUAUACUUGCUUAUACUGGUGCUCCAAAGGUUGAUAUAAUAGCACAUUCAAUGGGGGUUGUUUUGGCUAGAAAAGUAAUUAAAGGAGGUGAAUUAAUUGCUACAGAUGGAAAUUGUUCUUUAGGAAUUGCUGGGCCAAAUUAUGGAAUUUGUGUCUGUCAAUUGGCACAAACGGUUCCCGCAUGGUGUAACGCUUUGGAUGGUUUAUAUCCUGGCUAUACAUGUGAAGAUCAAUUACUUUGUGGCUAUACAACAUCUCCUUGUGGGGAACAAGUUAAUUAUUCAGCAUUUUUGGAAAAAUUAAAUAGAAACCCAUCCAGAGAAGCUGAUUAUAUUUUUGCAUUUUGGUCGGAUACAGAUGAGAUACUUCUCUACAAAAGUUUGAGUUGGGGAAAACCAACAGCAAGAAUUCCCGGAAUGAAUGGUAGAUGGGUUUCUGACAGGCUUGGACAUAUUGCAAUGAAAGAUUAUACAGAAUUAAGACAAUUUGAAGCAGUAACAACACAUCGAGUUUAA